Humulus lupulus (European hop) is the source of this 817-nucleotide messenger RNA. RefSeq lists its product as uncharacterized. The coding region runs from base 189 to 602 and encodes 137 amino acids. NCBI's taxonomy places the organism in Eukaryota, Viridiplantae, Streptophyta, Magnoliopsida, Rosales, Cannabaceae. The transcript has 2 exons. The record is from RefSeq and is a predicted model, not a curated record.
UCUAACUCCCUUCUCUCUCUCUCUCUCUCUCUCUCUCUCUCUCUCUUGCUCUCUCUCUCUCAGACAAAAAAAAACCACCACGGCUUGCAGUCAGCCGGACCUCCACCCACCACGACCUCAGCCAGACCUCAGCCGGACCUCCCACACACUCAACCGACCUCCACAUUCAUUUUUCUCACCCAAAAGCAAUGGAUUCAACUGUAUUUGUGCCUGUAUUGUAUGAUGGUGUUUGGGCUGUCGAGGGUUUCAACUGGGUAUUCAAUUCCCCAACAAGUAAGACGUUGAUGUUUGACAUUGACACUACUCUGGAAAAGUUGCGUGAAGUUUUGUAUGAAGAGUUGGAUGUGGAUCCUUUGGUGUAUGAACUGAAAUUAGAAGUUUGUUGCAUGUACAUGAAAGGCACCAAGUGCCUUUCAAAUGAGAAAAAAGUACAAAUAAAGUCGUACAAAUUUAAAAUCGCACACAUAUCGUUCAAUAUCGUACAAAUUAGAAGUCUGUUACAUGUAUUCAAUUCUGCUGUCGAGGGGCCACCGCUCAUCUUUAGGCCUGUGAUCAAACUGAACUCAGACCUCCCAAAUCUGGCUUCUGUUUUACCCACGUAAAACCACACUUCAUCGUUUUUAACUUCACUGACUUUCUUUUUCCUCAAUAACAGUCGAUGCACAAUCACCCCGGAGAAUUGAAGAACACUGGCAUUCCAAAAAGAUCCGAAGGGACUUUCCUUCACCUUAUCAGUCAACUUAAAGGCUUCGAACUUAUCCUUUAUAGCAGUGAAGUACCCGUUCUCUCUGUAGGUGAUACGCCCUGAAAAAUGCUC